Molecule: messenger RNA, 4095 nt
Organism: Marchantia polymorpha subsp. ruderalis
Lineage: Eukaryota; Viridiplantae; Streptophyta; Marchantiopsida; Marchantiales; Marchantiaceae
Source: the annotation of a GenBank genome assembly
UUUUCUGCGCGACUCGAAUAAAGCCUCCGGGCGAAAAGUGCAUGGAGGGACCUUCGAUCCUUGUGCCCUCCCCGCAUUCCUGCUCCGCACUGCUCGCCUCCUCCGAGUUGGAUGUCUUCGCGAUCCACGAUCAUAUUCCCGCUGCUGCAGAUUCGAGAAAAUAGAUCGGCGGAGUAAGGGGAGAGGAGCAGGCAGACGGGCGCGAUGGAGGCUAUGGUGGGAGCUCAGAAUUUGACACAAUGUGUCAAAGAGUGCUCUUCUAAAGCCAGCGGCGAGGCGUCGGUCUUGCGGAGCAGCGCUUCUGCCGGAAGCAGGAAGAUUCGGACUCUGGAGCGAGUUCGCAUGAAGGCCCCCUCGUUUUUCAACGUCGUCGAAGGUUUGAGGCUCGCGUCUCCGGUGAAGCUCGCAGCCGCUCCGCGGGCCAGUCCUAACAUGGUUUCCGAGAGGUCUUCGACCAACAAUGUAAGGUGUGAGACUGGAACGAAGGUGAAAGUGACUCUGAGGCUGGAUCAUCAGGUUCAGUUCGGUGAACAUCACGCUUUGAUAGGGUCAGCUGAAUGCGUAGGUUCGUGGCAAAAUAGGGUCGAAAUGAGGUGGACUGACUCCGGGUGGGUCGCUGACCUUGAAGCAAAUCCUGGUGAGAAGAUCGAGUACAAGUACAUAGUUGUGGCAGGAGAUGGGAACCUGGUUUGGGAGAAUGGCCCAAAUCGCACCCUACAAGUUCCCAACGAUUCGGGUGCCUACCAGCUUGUAUCGCAUUGGGACAAUACUGGAGAGGAAGUACAGUUUGUCGGUGCUAGCAAUGGCAACGGUUCAGCCUCUAAGUCUCAGGAGUCCACCGAUCAGAACCAACAAAACGGAUCAGCUAAGGUAGAGGAGAAACCCGCCAUGGAAACAAGCAGCUCAUUUGUGCAGGGCUGGCAAGGAAAAGAGAUCAACUUUAUGAGAUCCAAUGAGCACUCAUCACGUGAGCAGUCUGGGAAAUGGGAUACCACUGGUCUUCAAGGACCAGCCAAGCAUAUAGUCGACGGAGACAGGGGCGCCGCUAAUUGGUGGCGGAAGUUGGAGGUUGUCAGAUCACUUGUGACCGGAGAACUGGGAAAGACAGAAAGGCUGGAGACACUAGUCAAUGCUUCUGUGUACCUGAAGUGGAUCAACACGGGUCAGAUUCGAUGCUAUGAAGAUGGUGGUCACUACCGUCCCAACAAGCAUGCAGAAAUUUCUCGGCAGAUUUUUAGGGAGGUAGAACGAAUCACUUCCGCGAAAGAACUUUCACCGAAGGAAUCCUUGGUCGUGAGAAAAAUCCACCCGAGCUUGCCUGCAUUCAAAGCGGAGUUCACGGCCUCUGUUCCACUGACUCGAAUUCGAGACAUCGCUCAUCGAAAUGACAUUCCUCACGAUCUGAAGCAAGAGAUUAAGCACACGAUUCAAAAUAAGUUGCAUCGCAAUGCGGGACCUGAGGAUCUCGUCGCUACCGAAGCCAUGUUAGCACGAGUUACUAAGAAUCCUGGGCAGUACAGCGGUGCCUUUGUGGAACAACUUCAGAUUUUCUACGCCGAACUCAAAGAUUUCUUCAAUGCUGGAAGCCUGACGGAGCAGCUGGAGGGUUUGCGCGAUUCUUUUGAUGAGUCGAAGUCGUCUGUUCUAGAAACAUUUCUGAACAGUAAAAAGACCCUGGACCAGACCAAUACCUCCAAUGGCAAUGCCUCGAAAGGUCCAGACUUGUUGAUUGGAGCUUUGCAUAGCUUGACCGGGCUGAGAGCGGUGCUUGUAAAAGGGCUGGAAAGUGGCUUGCGGAAUGAUGCUCCUGAUGAAUCUAUAGCUAUGCGUCAAAAGUGGCGCCUGUCAGAGAUCGGUCUUGAAGACUAUUCUUUUGUUCUUCUGAGCAGGUACAUAAACUCUUUGGAAGCUGCCGGAGGAGCAAAUUUUCUCAUAAAAGAAGCCAAGUCGCAGAAGGUCAUGUCCUGGAAUCACCCAUUAGGAGUUGUUGUGCUUGGAGUUCGUCAACUUGGUCUAUCUGGAUAUCAGCAAAAGGAGUGCCUUGCCAUUGAGAACGAAAUAUCAGCUUGGCAAGCUGCGGGUAUCGUCCAAGGAAAAGAAGGCCUGGAAGAUGAUGUUAGGUCCUGGGCAUUACGACUGAAAGCCACAUUAGAUCGAACGCGCCGACUUGCAGAGACUUACACCGACACACUUCUCCAACUCUUCCCUACGCGUGCAGAGAAACUUGGGAAGGCCUUCGGGAUACCCGAAAACUCUGUAAAGACAUUUACGGAAGCCGAGAUCAGGGCUAGCGUUGUUUUCCAGAUAUCGAAGUUGUGCUCACUUCUACUCAAGGCAGUUCGAGAUGUUUCUGGUUCAGAGGGAUGGGAUGCGUUGAUGCCCGGCACUGCUGUUGGAACUUUGGUGGAGGUUGACAGGAUAGUACCUGGUUCCAUUCCCGCUUCGUCGAAGGGACCUGUCGUCCUACUCGUGAAAGAGGCUGAUGGAGACGAGGAGGUGAAGGCAGCUGGCGCUAAUGUGAUGGGGGUGAUUCUUCAGCAUGAGCUUCCACAUUUGUCACAUUUGGGUGUCCGCGCCCGGCAGGAAAAGGUCGUCUUUGUAACAUGUGAUGACGAAGAAAAAGUUUCCAACUUGCGUGCCCUUCUCGGGAAGUCAAUCAAACUAGAGGCUUCAUCCGAGGGUGCCUCAGUUUCAGCAUACGAUGGUGUCCAGCAACAACAGUCAGAUCCCAAGCAGGAAGAGGAGGGUAGUUCAGCAGCUGCAACUUCUCCAAAACCUGCAGUUCAAUCAAGCAAGGUAAAGAGAAGUCCCAAAGGGAGUGUGCUACAGCUGAUCAAAGCCGAUGUGGAGAAGGCGGGAGCAAAAGCAGCUGCAUGUGGAGAGUUAGCCGGAUUGGCUGAGAUUUCGAAGAAAGUGACAAGUGAGCAAGGUGUACCAGCAACUUUUUUGGUUCCUCAAGGUCAAGUGAUCCCCUUCGGUGCUAUGGAUGACUCUAUUGAAAGUAGUGGUUUGACCAAACAGUUCCAAUCUCUUGUGGCGAAAACCGAAACGGCCCAAGUUGAAGGAGGUGAACUUGAUGAUAUUUGCAAUGAACUACGUGAGUUGGUCGCAAGUGUGAGGCCUGAAAAAUCCGUAAUCGACGCCAUAGCUAAAUCAUUCCCUUCCAGUUCAAAAUUGAUUGUGCGAUCUAGCGCAAAUGUGGAAGACCUGGCAGGAAUGUCGGGAGCAGGGUUAUAUGAAUCUAUUCCAAAUGUUAACGCGUCAUCCGAUCCUGAAAACUUUGGCAAAGCAGUUGCCGAAGUGUGGGCUUCACUUUACACCCGACGAGCAGUGUUGAGCCGAAGGAUUGCAGGAGUUCCGCAGAAGGAGGCAGCUAUGGCUAUUUUGGUGCAGGAACUUAUCUCUCCAGAUCUUAGUUUUGUUCUUCACACUGUUAGUCCCAUAGAUAAUGACAAGAAAGUAGUACAGGCCGAAAUUGCGGCAGGUCUUGGAGAAACUCUCGCCUCUGGUACCAGGGGUUCGCCAUGGCGUCUGGCUGCCAACAAGUUCACAGGAGCUGUGAAAACCCUGGCCUUCGCCAACUUCAGUGAGGAGCUUGUUGUCCAAAGUGGUAAUGCAGCUGCCGACGGCAAAAUGGUUGCCCGAGUUGCUGAUUAUAGUACCAAGGCUCUCUCUGUUGAUCCACUCUACAGGAAACAGAUUGGGCAACACCUCGCAACUGUUGGAUUCUUCUUGGAGCAGAAGUUCGGCUCUCCGCAGGAUGUGGAGGGUUGUAUCGUGGGCAAAAACAUCUACAUCGUACAAGCCCGUCCUCAGCCAUAGGUUCUUAUUUGUGUGAAAACUAUAUAAUAGAAGAGGAAAAAGGCAUUUACUAGCCUUGGUUGGGGGUCUAUCUGGGUGACAUCCGGAGUAUUUUAGAGCCACGGUAGGUUGAUUUGAGCAUGAACUCCAGCAAAAAGAUGAGGUGCUUACGGUACAGUAAUUUUCUUGUUCGAGUUGUAAAUUAGCGUCCCUUACAUUACGAGGCUUUUAGUUCACUCAAAUCUUUGUACAUUAUCUACUUUAAAUGUUGAUACCCUCUCGUGGUCUUGAACC